This is a messenger RNA of Moesziomyces aphidis, 3792 nucleotides long. NCBI's taxonomy places the organism in Eukaryota, Fungi, Basidiomycota, Ustilaginomycetes, Ustilaginales, Ustilaginaceae. The record is from the annotation of a GenBank genome assembly.
AUGUCGGGCAUUCCGACGACGCCCAACAUGCGUUCGGGCCUACCGACACCCUCGUCAGCCUCGAGAAGAAUCUCGCCGUCGCAUGCCGGGCUGAGCCCUUCGAUCGACAGUCCGGACACGAGGUUCAAGAAGCAGACACUGGCCGAAGCCAUCUCGAAUAACGACCCGGCAAAGUACCGCCUCUCCGGCUCGUCGUCCUCGGUCGCAUCACCCGGUGGAGGCCGCGAAGACGUCGACUCGGAUGGCAACUCGCCGCUGCUCGUCGCAGGUCGGCUUCCCCGCGCCUCUCUCAUCUCGCGCAGGUCGCAUUCGUCGCUGCGAUCCGACACGCCUCCCACCAGGCUCGCUCCGUUGCCCAAGGGCUCGCCCUCGGCGGGCUCAGAGACCUCGCCCGGCUCCAGCAGCUCGAUCGCACGCAGCAAGAGCCCGUUCGCUCCAGCAGCCAUCACAACCCGCAGUGUGGCCACCCCCAAACGCUACUCGGACAUGCAUGCGCGCGGAAGCUACACACCUUCGCUCGUCAGCAGAACGCCUUCCCACACCUCGUCGACCGCCGCCUCUCGCGCAAAGGAGACCGUGCGUCGCGGGAGGGAGCUCGAAAUCGGCGACGUGGUGCGCAUGGAGGGAUCCGAGCUGGUCGGUGUGCUCCGUCACCUCGGACCCGUCCAGUUCAAGCCAGGCUUUUACGCAGGUCUCGAGCUCACCGGCGACAGCGUCGGCAAGGGCAAGAACGAUGGCAGCGUCCAAGGCACCCAGUACUUUGCCUGUGCUCCAGGCAACGGCGUCUUCUGCCCCGCCUCCAAAGUCGUCGCCAUCAACGAUUCGCCACCCACCGACGCCGUCGCCCGCCCGGCUUCCUCCAUGUCCAACCGACCCUCGUCUCGUGCUUCGGACCUUCCCGAUCGCCAAGGCGCCAUCACUCCCUCUCGACGCCGCGCCAGCACCGUCUCUCGCCCACCCUCCGAGACCCCUUCCCGCGCAUCCUCUCGUAUCAGCGUGCGCCCUCCCUCCACGACGCCGGCAAGCAGACCCGCCUCGGUCCUGUCUACCUCUCGUCCGGCCAGCCGACUCGCGGCGCGCAAGAGCCUUGCUGGCACCGCCUCGCGUCAAGCCGACGAUGAAGACACGUCACGUCAUCAAGCUUCCAAGAUCGGCCAGACGAGCCCCGUACGCGCUCCGGCGCAAUCGGCGUCCUCGACAGCCACCCGCACGCCCAGAACGUCGCUCGCAGGCUCACGCGCCGCCUCCAGCGUCCUGCAAAGCACACCCAGCAUGGCCAAGAAACGACAGAGCUUGGGCGGCAUCCCAACACCGCGCGCUACCAAGGGCCGAGCUUCGAUGUUCGCCCGUCCGGGCGGCAUCCCGUCCGCUACCGAUUCAGGCAUGCCUCCGCCCCCAAGUCCGACCAAAGACGGCCGCGCAGGAGGUGCGUCCAGUGUCUUGUCCAUGCGCUCUAGCAGCCGACUCGGUCGUGAUGCAUCGGAUCUCGAAAAUUCGCCCGGCUCCCGUCAAGACACCAACGCAAUCUCGGACUCCAACUUGGAGAAGAAUCGCGUGCUGCUCGAACAGAUGGACCUCACGCCUCGCAAGUCGGCUCAGCUCGCUGCUGCGCGUUCCCAGUCUAGAGCAGAGAGCAGAGCAGGCCUCCAUGACGAUCUCACGCACGACUCUGUCGCCGAGGCUGUGGUGCCUCUGUCACUCUACGAGGAUCAGGUAGCCGAUUACGAUAAGCUGCGUCUGCAGCUGCAGGAGCUCGAGAAGCAGAAUGCCGAGCUUCGCCGUGCGCAGGAAGCGAGGAAGGCACGAGCCUCCGAGGUGCGCUCCAACGAGGCCAUUCUUGAGGCAGAACGCGUCAAGAUGCGAGCAGAGGCACGCGACAGGCAGGCCGAGAUGGAGGAAGAGCGCCGCCUCGAGCGAGCCGACGAGCUCCGUCGCCGCAAGGAGAUCGAAGAGCGCGAAAGAGAGCUUCGAGACAAGAUGAGCAAGAAGGACGACGACCAUCAGCGCUACCAGCAAGAAGCCGAGAGCAGGCAGAAGAGCUUGCAGGUAAAGCUCGAGGCGAGCGAGCAGCUGGUCAAGGAGAUGAAGGACCGCAUCGAGCACGAAUCCGCGCGUGGCGAGUCUCAAGAGACCCUGCAGACCCAGCUGCAGCUCAAGGACGCCGAGAUCGACAGCCUCAAGUCGUCGCUUCGCCGGCUGGAAGAAGAGGCGCAGGCGUCGCGAGACGCGUUGAGCCGCCAGAUUGACGAGCUCAAGGACGCCGGUCGCGAGACCAUCAGCCUGUACGAGCAGAGGAUCGAAGAGAUCGACAGCGAGCGGAUCGAAGUGCUCGAAAACAUGCAGCUGCUCCAAGACAAGGCGCAGGAGGCCAUCCGAGCUGCCGAGACUCGUGUCGAGGAGCUCCAAGCCGCCCUCAGCUCGCAGCAGAGCCGCAGUGGCGGCCUCGAGGCUGGCAGCGCCGCCGCCAUCGACAACGAGGCGUUGCGCGAGCAAGUCGCUCACCUGCAGGAUAAGCUCGGCAAGUACGAAGACCAGAUCUCCGAGGCGGCACUCAACCUCGAAAAGGAGAAGGAGUACGCGCAGAAGCGGCGCGACAAGUCGCACGAGGUCGAGACGAGCCUCAAGAAUGAGCUCAAGCGCAUGCGCGUCGAGGCAGAGCGUGCUCAGCGUGCCAGCAAAGAGCAGCUCGCGCAGCUCGAGGAAACGCGGCAUGCCCUGCAGGAGAGCCAGCAUGCUCUGGAGCGUGAGCGCGCCGAACUCGAGGGACUCAGGCUGGAUGCCGAAAACUUCAAUGCGCUCAAGAGCGGCCCCGAAAGCCUCGCGGCCUCCGGUGCGGCUGCAGCAGAGUGGCGGAGCGAAAAGGCGAAGCUCGAGGCUGAGCUUGCACGACAGAAGGAGGACAAGACGGCCGAACUUGGUGCGCGCGACGACGAGAUUCGCCGGUUGCGCAUGCAGCUGGAGAAGGCCGGCCCGACGGCAGGCGAGGCGGAACGCAGCCCUCGCUCGCCUGAUGCAAACCGGCUGUCGACGGCUUCGAUCGGGAGCACGAGCAGCUACCUCAAAUCCUCGAAUCGGAUGUCCUCGAACGGAGCCUAUGCGGCGAGCGAGGCGUCGGCAGCGUCGUCGGCGAAUCAGAUGUCGGGACUGAGCUACCUCGUUCGUCAGCUGAGCGACGAGAACAACGACAUGAAGACCAAACAUCGUCUGCUCGAGUCGGAGCUCAAGGCACGCGUGCAGGAGGCCGAGACCAAGUCGCGGACACUCGAACUCACAGUCGAAUCGCUGCGACAGCAGCUAGAUGCGCGUCAAGACGGCCAGGACGGCGUUGCGGACACGUCGAUGCUGGCGGAGAAGCUGGCGACGAGCGAGGCGCGGCUGCAUUCGAGCGAGACGACGCUGGCGGAUCUGCGGUCGACGCUCGAGGCGACCAAGAUGGAGCGCAAGGAGACGGCCGACUCGCUGCAGAAGGAGGUGUCGCAGCUCGAGUCGCUCGUCGAGGCCCGCAUCUUCCGCGAGGAAGAGCUGAUGGCCGAAGUGGAACGUCUUUCGCGCAAGCUCGACGAGCGCAGUCCGGCGAGGCGGUUUUCCAAGCUCGAGCCGGAAGCCACCAAGGCUGCGGACCCGAUGCGUGCCGAAGCUGCCAAGGCACCGGUGGCAACAGGCUCUUCCAGCCGGGAUGCGCCUGCACCCAGCACGGCAAUUCCCGCCCAGGGAGAGGCCGAGCCGUGCGACGAUUGCGGAGAAGUAGGACACCGCUUUGAAGACUGUCCCUAUGCUGCCGAGAUCUUCUGA